UGUCGAGCUGUCACUUGACAGCAGCAGCACACAUGAACCAGAGGGUCCCGCGCACGGAUUUCGAUCGCCCGUCGACUUUACUAUAAAGGCGUCGCCUUCGUUGCGUUUUCAACGGGGCAGCGACAUUAAAGGACAACAGCUUUGGCAUCUCCACGGGCGGAGCACGAAAGCGUAGGACGAAGGUUUUCGCCGCCGCUCGCUACUCGGGCUGCUAAUGCUAAGGCUAGCCAGCUAGCUAGCUUGCGGACCGGAUAGCAGGUGUUCGGCAGCCCGUUGGUGUAUUUAGCUGGCGAGCUAAGGUCGGAUGAGCGAACGAUAGUUGCCGGUCAACGGUACCUCGCGGCUGCUCUGGCAUAAUAAAUGUGUCAAUGUAGCGCUUUUUCCAAUACAACGCCAACUACUUCCCGUGUCAAUGCAUGCACCGUUGUGAAGUGUUUCUCCGCCUCUCGCCUUGAUGAAUCUCACCCGUAUAUGACUAGCAUGCUACGGCUCUGCUAAUGCCAGCUCAGUGAGGCUUCACGUCGUCGCAGGGCUGCGUAGUUCCACGGGCGAGCCGAAAGGGGAAAGAGACCUGCUCGAUAAUGCAUACUGGGGGACGCGGUGGACUGUCAGGCGAAGGAGACCGAUAUUAGCGUCAACGUUGCGCCCUGCCCACCCCCGUGAAUCCUUGUUGAGUUUGGGCCAUAUGGUUUUAGCCAGGCUGCGGUGGAUAUUUGAUGAAGAAAGGGAUUAGGCUCAUUUUGACCAGACAGCUGACUAGAUGAAUAGCCCUGUUAUCCACUGAAUCGCGAGGUGGUGGCCGCCGUGCCAGAAAAGGGAAUACAUUCUGAAGAUCAACCCCACGGAUUGCAAUACGCACAACGAGCUUGCAAAACGAUGGCUUCGGCGGGCAGUAUUGCUGCAGCCAUUGCUAGCAAAACCAAGACGAAAAAAAAGCACUUCGUUGCCCAGAAAGUGAAGCUCUUCCGUGCCAGCGAUCCUCAACUCAGCGUGGUUAUGUGGGGAGUCAACCAUUCGAUAAACGAGUUGAGCCAUGUUCAGAUUCCCAUUAUGCUCAUGCCAGAUGAUUUCAAGGCCUACUCGAAGAUUAAAGUGGACAACCAUCUAUUCAAUAAAGAAAACAUGCCCAGCCAUUUCAAGUUCAAGGAGUAUUGCCCCCUGGUGUUUCGAAACCUCAGGGAGAGGUUUGGCAUCGAUGAUCAAGAUUUCUUGAACUCCCUGACUCGUAGCGCUCCCUUGAACAGUGAAGCCCAGGGACGAAGCGGGGCUCGUUUCCAUACCUCAUAUGACAAGCGCUACGUCAUCAAGACCAUCAGCAGUGAAGACGUGGCGGAAAUGCACAACAUUUUAAAGAAGUACCAUCAGUUUAUUGUGGAGUGCCAUGGCAACACGCUGCUGCCUCAGUUUUUGGGGAUGUACAGGCUCACCGUUGACGGGGACGCAACGUACAUGAUUGUGACGCGCAACGUCUUCUCGCACCGCCUUUCCGUCUUCAAAAAAUAUGAUCUCAAGGGUUCGACUGUGGCACGAGAGGCCAGUGACAAGGAGAAGCAGCCGCCCCCACCAGAGGAUGUGCCCCCGCGGCCCAAAUCUGGUAACGUUCAGCAAAGGCUGCAAACACUGCGGAUCGCGACGCGCUUUUACUGCGCCAUGAAACACGUAAGAGAUGCUAAGGAGCUGCCUACCUACAAGGACAACGACUUCAUCAACGAUGGCCAGAAGAUCUGCGUCGACGACGAGAACAAGAAAAUGUUCUUGGAGAAGCUCCGGAAAGAUGUCGAGUUCCUGGCCCAGUUGAAGCUCAUGGACUACAGUCUGCUGGUGGGGAUCCACGAUGUCGAACGAGCAGAGCAGGAAGAGGUGGAAAGCGAGGACAACGAGGCCGAGGAGGAGGGUGGCGAGAGCGACGGAGGGGUCAUCGGGACCCCUCCCGACAGUCCCAGCAACACCCUGGACAGCACCAAGCCCCUGUCCCCCGGAGAAUUUGAUCCCGCCAUUGAUGUCUAUGCCAUCAAAAGCAGUGAAAGUGCGCCCAGGAAAGAAGUCUACUUCAUGGCCAUCAUUGACAUCCUGCAACACUACGAUGCCAAGAAGAAGGCCGCCCACGCCGCAAAGACGGUCAAACAUGGCGCUGGAGCCGAAAUCUCAACCGUGAACCCCGAGCAGUACUCCAAGAGGUUUCAUGAUUUCAUCACCACUAUUCUGUCAUAGCCCCCACGGGCACCAGGAGGUGCUCAAGCUCUAGGGCGGCGGCGGGGGGCCGUAGGAUGUGGAGAGGGGGAAAAAGCAGAAGGCCAUGGAAAGAAUGAAGGUGCUGUGGUGUCUUUGUGUGGCUUCCCCGCUUCCUCCUUGCCGCAGCUAAAACGUGAUUCGUUUACAUUCAACUCCUCCUCGGCUUUUGCGGAGGUUCUUUGGAUGAGGCAAUUGUCAAAAGCAAAAGUUCUUUUCUCGUCGGCGUUGUUUUUCCACACAAACUUGAGUCCUUUGUCUUGUCAUUUUGAUGGAAAAUGUGUUUUUUAAAUUGCCCCCGCACCUCAUUUGUGUGUUUUUGUCACACUCACCCUUUAUGUCAUGUUGUCGGGCGGGGCCGAGUUUCACUGAGGGGAGGAGGAGGCCACCCUCACGUCCCUGCAGAUUGCCGCGUUCGUUGCGUUUAGUCACUGCACGUCGUCCUGUGCGCUCUUGCCAUAUGUCCAUCCAGCGCUUCCCCUCAUCCCGUGCGCUCACUUUUGUCGUUUGAGUUGUGAUGCGGACUCUGGAUAAGGGUGACUUGGCGACGGGAAACGAUGCAUCAAUUAAAUAACUUCUCGGGUGGCGGUCUUUUCGAGAAUCGACAUCGGCCAUGAACGGGCUCUUGCCAUCGGCACCUUAUGUUGGAAUUUAAAAAAAUGUUUGCACUUUUUUUUGUUGUUACGGUCAUGACAAAACAUUUUGCGCUUUUGAUGACAUUUGUGGCAACUAAGAGGAAUCCUGUGAAUAAUGUGUGCAAAAGCUUGCAGGGACUUGGUUCCGUUUGGAGAGAAACCAGAAAAGUAUUCGAUUGGGCCAGCAAAACAAAAUUGAGGAACCACGUGGCUGCGUCGCACUCUGAGCAGCGGGAAAACAAGCUUCCUCUUCUUGCAUCCAUCAUUUCAAAGUCAAGGUUUUCAAGGAGGCGACUGGUCAUUGUCCAGCAACGCUUCCAGAUGUUUUUUUGUUUUUUUUUGGUGGGGGGCGGCACUUAAUCGUCUUUGAGAUUGGCGCGGCACUUCUCCACCUCCCCGCACACAUUUCCACGUUGCUUCACUCAUUGUGGAGCAUCAGUCACGUUUUUUUUAUUUUUUAGUCACCACCUGCAGGUAUUUCUCUUUUUACAUUUAUUGAGGAUGACGAUAGCAUAGAAUCUUGAUCUCAAAAUGGAUUAUCCCUCCCCCACUGCAGCUUUACUUGAGCCGCAUCCAGAGGAAAAGGAAAAAAAGUUUGGUGCAUUUUGUUGACAAAACAUCUUCAAAAGGAGCCUUGCCAGUCAACCACUGACUUUUAUUUUGGAAAAUGCCGGAUGACCACUCUUAGUGUUUUGUGUUUCAAUCUGGUGAAGAGGGUUGCAGCCCCUCAACGUUUGCGGGAGUGACCGCAUUUCUCUUUUGGCUUGAUGACUUUCCCGGAGAGAGUUUUUGGGAGAUGCUACAAGAAGCAUGUUGUCAAGGCCGUUCCCGUUUGUGUUGGAGGGUUUUGGAAUAUUUUGCACACAAGGAAAGGAACCAAAUGUUACAAACGACAACCCCCACUUAUUUGAUGCGGUCUUAAGAAGGGAAAUGCAAUAUGUGUGUGUGUGUGUUUGUGUUCAAGUGAGAAAUGUGCGUGUGACGUGCAGUACUUCUGUAAAACAAACUUCAAGCAAGUAACGUCAUCCUCUUUGACCUAUUUUAACCCGUGCAAAAGGUUUCCGUCACAAUAUGUUUGUGUAGAUAUCAGAUUAUAUUCACAUUUAUAUUUUUACAUUGGAUUUUAGUCGUGAAUUGUUGUAUUUGGGGGGGAGGGGGGGGCAUAAAAAAAAGAGUCACCCAUGAGGCUGAAUGACGGAUGGUGCUGUGGUAAAUGAAGACUAACUAUGCUUGAAUCUCUCAAAUGCUUACGCUGAUGUGCUUUUAAAAAGUCAUUAAAAAUUGCAUGUCACAGGA
Hippocampus zosterae (dwarf seahorse) is the source of this 4160-nucleotide messenger RNA. RefSeq names its product phosphatidylinositol-5-phosphate 4-kinase, type II, alpha a (gene pip4k2aa). Gene Ontology annotation, molecular function: phosphatidylinositol kinase activity. Gene Ontology annotation, biological process: phosphatidylinositol metabolic process. NCBI's taxonomy places the organism in Eukaryota, Metazoa, Chordata, Actinopteri, Syngnathiformes, Syngnathidae. The transcript has 11 exons. The record is from RefSeq and is a predicted model, not a curated record. Bases 877 to 2211 code for a protein of 444 amino acids.